This is a messenger RNA of Leishmania mexicana MHOM/GT/2001/U1103, 1470 nucleotides long. RefSeq lists its product as hypothetical. Gene Ontology annotation, biological process: protein phosphorylation; regulation of glucose metabolic process. Gene Ontology annotation, molecular function: pyruvate dehydrogenase (acetyl-transferring) kinase activity. Bases 1 to 1470 code for a protein of 489 amino acids. Gene Ontology annotation, cellular component: mitochondrion. The record is from RefSeq and is a predicted model, not a curated record. Lineage: Eukaryota; Euglenozoa; Kinetoplastea; Trypanosomatida; Trypanosomatidae. The transcript has a single exon.
AUGCAGAACUUUGCCAUGUCCUUCAGCCGCAGACCCCACUCUCACUCGACGGCGCUACAGCGUUACCUGGCACUCCCGCAAACCCCGUUAGAUCUGCCGGCCUUGAGUAAGUUACAGGCCGAAUCGGUGGAUAACGGCGUUGUGCAUCAGAUUGUGCGCGAGAUGGCCAUCCGCACCUCGAGGUGCUACCACUCAUUCUCUGACUCCAUCAUCCAAAAAAGAAUGCGCAAGCCACACGUAGAUCGACUCUGGUGGGUCAAAUCGUAUGUCCUCCGCGAGUUUAACUACUGCGUCGCGCUGCACCGCUGCCUGGAACAGUGUCCUCAGCAUGGAAUCUUUGACAACUCGACCGACAUCACCUUUGAGCGGCACGAGUACGGCAGCUCACCCUUCCUGUUUCCAUGUCUCCGCAAAACGGACGACGACAGCUUCAUUUACGAGCCGGCGCAGACCUACUCCAGCAGUGACAGCGUCAGCAGUCAUGCACCUCGCGACGCCGAGAACGGCACUGUCUCCGCCGGCGCCUCAUCCUCGACCUCGACGUCAGCGACGAGCACUUUUCGUCCCCUCGGGUUCCUGUCAAACCCUGCCAUGACGCGCGAUGAGGUAGAGGCUGCCUUCUCUACCUGGGAUCGGGGAAAGGCGACCAUGCCUCUCAUUCUCGCGCUCAAGGUCCUGCGACCGCGUCUGUCGCUGCUGGACGUCAUGGUGAACGAAGCUGCUAUCUGCUCUGACGAGUUGAACGGCUGGUUCAUUCGUUUUUGCCGCCGUCGAGUCGCGUGGCGCGUCCUUCACGAACACCUUCUUCACUUGACUCAUCCGACGGACACGCAGCAGGUCAUCUCCUCCGACAUUGACGUGGCCGAAGUGCUGCAGCGCGCCGGCAUCGCCGUUGUCGAAAUUUUUUCGAGCCUUGUCGACAACGGCAGUGUGCUUUCUCUAGAGAUUCACCUGGAGGAGGACAAACGUAUCCUCACCCGCGUCCCCUGUGGCACGUUGGUGAGCUCCUCCACAUCGCCCCUCUCGUGCCCAGCAGAUUUGCCGGAGACUCGCCCGACCCACGUCUCGUCACGGGGCGUCUACUCGGUGGAGGGCCACCUCACGUACAUCUUCCGCGAGGUGCUCAAGAACGCCUGCGCAGCAACACUCAAGUUGAGGCCUGAUAUUGACGUGCUCAUCCGAUACGCCAGCGACGAUGUGUGGGUGGUGGUGGAGUUUGUUGACCAAGCCGGUGGGAUUCAUCCACAGCACUUCAAGAACAUCUGGAAGUUUGGCUGGACAACGAGUGAGCACUACGAAAGUCAUCUGGGCGGCUUCGGUGUCGGGCUGCCUACGUCGAAGGUGUACAUGGGUAUGUGGGGCGGCUCCAUCGACGUCUACUCCACCCUUGGCGUCGAGACGACGGUGCGUGUGCGCUUCCCUAAAGCACCGGUCGAGGUGCUCGUGCCUGAGUCCACCACACCGACAUGA